ACAUGAUCUACUUCGGAUGGAAAUGAAAUUGUUGGAAUCCGAAGCUACUUCAGCUGAUAUCUCUUCACGUUUUAAACCACUUGGAAAACAUCUUGGUGAGGGUACUUAUGGUACCGUUUCUUUGUACCUUGAUACAAAAACAGGCAGAAAAGUUGCCAUCAAAAAGUUGAAGAAUAUAGAAUGGAAGGGUGAACGCCAAUUGGUUGGUAUGGUCGGAAUCCAUUUUACGGCGCUUCGUGAACUAAAGGUUAUGCGUGAGUUGCAUCAUGCAAACCUUAUGGAUCUGGUCGCUGUAUAUGUAUCGCAAGGUUUCAUCAAUAUAGUUAUGGAUUUGAUGGCAGGUGAUUUAAAAAAAGUAUUAGACUCUAAUAUACGUUUAAGUGUAUCCUAUCAAAAGUGCAUAAUGUGGCAGUUGUUGAAGGGUCUAGAAGAGUUACACAAUUGUAACUUUGUUCAUCGCGAUCUAUCUCCUGCCAAUGUCUUCAUAACAGAUGAGGGUGUAAUGAAGAUUGCCGAUUUCGGUCUUGCCAGAAGAUGUGUUUACAGUCCGCUUAUGCCACCGACGAGUAAGCGAAUAAAUCCAUCAGAUUUGGAUAAAUACUGCCUGCGUGAAAAGAUGACGUACCGUGUUGUAACGCUUUGGUAUAGGUCUCCUGAACUUCUUCUAGGUGCUGAGGCGUAUCACUUUGCUUGUGAUGUGUGGUCCGUUGGCUGCAUCUUUGCUGAGUUACUCAAUCAAAAACCACUAUUUACGGGUACUAAUGAGAUUGAUCAACUUGGUCGUAUAUACAAGUUGCUGGGAACACCAUCUGAUACUAAUUGGCCUGAUGCGAAAAAGCUGAAGUUGUACACUCCAUUUACUGCAAUGCAGCCUACAAGCUUAGAUACAACUAUUAAAAAUCGUUCGGCAGAUGAGAUUGAUCUUUUACAGCGUAUGUUAAAGUUAGAUCCUAAGGAGAGGAUCAGUGUUAAAGAGGCCCUGAAACACAAGUAUUUCACAACAUCGCCAACGAUGUGCAAACCAAAUCAGUUACCGUUCGACUUUAUUUCGGGAAAUACAACAUCCUUGAAGGUUGAAGAAUAGUGUAUGUAAAC
Molecule: messenger RNA, 1095 nt
Organism: Babesia bovis T2Bo
Lineage: Eukaryota; Apicomplexa; Aconoidasida; Piroplasmida; Babesiidae
Product: cyclin-dependent kinase-related domain containing protein
Exons: 4
Coding region: 17-1084 (355 amino acids)
Biological process (GO): regulation of mitotic cell cycle; protein phosphorylation
Cellular component (GO): nucleus; transcription factor TFIIK complex; transcription factor TFIIH holo complex
Molecular function (GO): RNA polymerase II CTD heptapeptide repeat kinase activity; cyclin-dependent protein serine/threonine kinase activity; ATP binding
Source: RefSeq, a predicted model, not a curated record